Molecule: messenger RNA, 2823 nt
Organism: Dermacentor andersoni
Lineage: Eukaryota; Metazoa; Arthropoda; Arachnida; Ixodida; Ixodidae
Source: RefSeq, a predicted model, not a curated record
CCAGCACAGCCACCAGUAAACAAUCUUCCUACGAUGCCAAAAUUAGUUCUAUGUCGCUUCAUUAACCUUGACACAUGCGUAAGUAUGCAUUUAUAUUUAUUAAGCAUAAGAAUACUAAGAUUUAUAAUUGUUAAAGAAGCAUUGUGACACUCGCAAAGUGUAAGUUUGUACGUGCAGUGAAUUCUACCGCUAACCGCAGUGUGUCAUAGCGCGCCCGAAUGCGUCAUUCGGCGGCGGCGGCGCCCUUGCGCGUAGCAGACGACGCAUGUUUUCGCUAUGAAUUGGACCGGUGGCGCGAGGUCACGGGUGCAAAGAAAACUAAAGCAGAUGGCACAGCGGGAGUUCUUCAAGAAGCAGCGAUUGCAGAGCACACUGGAGGCACGCAACACACAGUGGCCCGAUGUCCAUGGGGGGAAAGACCUACAAAGACUGGACAUGUUCUCCAAGCACAUCGCACCCGCGUCGACUGCGCUGGAUAAGGAAGCUUCUACCUUGGCGUGCUCAGAGUAUCCUCAAAACGGGAACAACGAGGACCCCUGCCCUACCAUGGAAGAGGUUAAUCAAGAACCCCAGAGCCAAGACAGCUACUACAACCCAGAGUGGCUUCAAGUGAGCUGUGAAGAGAGCCAGGGUUCUGUCGCCAUUCCACAUUACAGCAAUGAUGACGACGGGCUGAUUGCUGGUGUCGACUUUCCAGAGGACAACCCUCCAGUGACCCCUCUGACCCAUCAGCUCAACUAUACAAAUUCUUUGUGUAAUGGCCAGCCCAUGGCUAUGGAUCCUAUGUUCCCUUGGCCGGCAGAUGUUGACCCCAAUGAAGAACCAUUGCCCAACUCUCCGGUGGAUGAUCCCAGGACACCAUCAGUGAGGUGGGCGUUAAGGCAACAACUACAAGCCAAGCAAUCCUGGAGCUUACGAAGCAACGACAUCGCUUCUUGUUCAUCACUCACACCAGCCACUACAGUAUCAUACAGAGGUUCACCUAGCGACAGCGGUUUGUCAGUGAUGGUGCAAAACUACCUCCAAGACGCGGCAGCCAACAAAAGAGACAUGCUUGGCCUGCAACAAAUUGCCACACAAGGCCACAGUGCAGUGCGGCUUGGCCGUCACCCAAGAACAAGCAUUCAAGGCACGCCAUUGGGCAAUGCUCCACCACUUAGUGGUGAAAGAUUUCCCCAAGAAAUCCCAGCAAACAGAAUGGCUAGUAUCCAGCACAACCAAGUGCAACACGAUGCAAGAACUGUCCGGCAAAAGAGAAAAGUUCCAAGCUCUCCAAACAGUGCCUCAUCCUCCUUGGUGGACAAUGCCUGCCACUUGGGCACAACGGUCAGUAGGAGAGAAGCACCCAACCUCCAGCAAUCCAUUGCACCAGACGCCAUAAGUAUGCAGUCCAGCCAUCAAAGAGCUAGGAACAUUCCCAGCACACCUUACAGCAAGUCGUCGCUGCCGGGCCGAAACUGCCACGAGGAUGUAGCGAAAAGGGAGGGAGAGCAACCCAGGAUCCCACAAAAAAUUGCACAAGACUCGAGAAGUUCCCACCAUAGCUUUCAGUGCCAAAGAGACAUUCAAAGAACCCCAAGUGCCCAAACUGCAUCAGCAGCGACUGGGGAUCGACUCGACUUGGUGAAAAACAAGGUGGAAUGCACUCAUGUCCAACAUGUUGCUGAGCAAGACACCAGAACACCAAUAUCCAGCCUUCAACAAAGGAAACCGGUCUCUGCAAUCCGCACGCCAACCACCAACAUACAAACAAAAGCCAUUCCCACCCUUCUCACAAAUCCCCACGCACAGCCCAGCAUUCAAGACGAAAGCCAUACUCAAGCAGAAUCUUGUGACAAUAGCUUUGAUGCCAGCUGUUUGGAGGUAACUCCGAAGUCAACAGAGAUGACAGUAGAGCAUCCAAGUGUGACAGAAGUGCGAGACAUGAACAGCUUCUACAAGAGUGCCUGGAUUCUCCAACUCCAGCACGCUUAUCACUUGCGGUUCAUGGAGGAAAUCAAGGCACAGAUCAUGUACAAGCCCCCUGACCGCUUUUCAAUCAUGUCUGCUUUUGAAGAUGUCGAUGACCACUUCACCGGACACAAAACCCGUAGCUCAUCGUUGCCAUAUAGGACACUCGACGAGGAACUGCAAAUUUUCUUCUCGUCUGGCAACUCAACUGCGAGCCAGGAUGUGAGAAAGGACACCAGGGUGGUGUCAGGAGCACGGGGACAAAGUCAGGAGCAAGACCAAGGGACUGUUUCAUUGGAACACAGCAGCGCUAAGAGAAGACCUGCAGCAGAAAUGCAAGCACAUCUGCACUUAGACUCCAGCAUACAUCAGUGUCACGGCACAGCUGAACACUGUGGGCAUGCUGCAUCCGGAGGAAAAAUUCUCACUUUAGAGCCAGAGACAGUGCCCAAUUUCCAACCGUGUUCCCCUCGGGGAUCUGACAACGCACAGCUCGGACGACCAGCUUUCAGCCAAGAAUCGGACACACAAAGGAACUCCGACUGCCCAGUCUCGAAAAGUGAUAGUCAGAAAUGCCUUGCAGUCAAAAAGGAGCAGAGUACCAUGACUAGCCCAAAGGCCAACCUUACAGACACAGAGAGUGGGGGCAUUCUUCAACAGACGUGUACAAUGGGCUUCAAGACUGAAGACGUGCCACGCACACUGCAUACAAACUACUGCAGCUGCGGCAUGCCCAAGGUUGACAAAGCUUGCCAGAGUCAACCAGAGGUCGUCACAGUGGGCACGUGGUGCGAUGACAAAAUCAUGCCUGAUCAACUGCAGGGCGGCGACCACGGAUCUAUACAAAUAAUGCCUAGUGGCGAGAAAUUAUGA